AUGUGCAAGAAACAUCACAUCACUUUCACGGCUAUCUUAACUGGAAUGUUCCACCUCACUCUAGGUGUCUAUAUUCCAGAGUCUUCCUCAACCUCCGCAGCAUUACCCCUCACAUCUCUCACUCCUAGACAAGUAGGCUAA
This is a messenger RNA of Sclerotinia sclerotiorum 1980 UF-70, 141 nucleotides long. RefSeq lists its product with no specific name. The coding region runs from base 1 to 141 and encodes 46 amino acids. Lineage: Eukaryota; Fungi; Ascomycota; Leotiomycetes; Helotiales; Sclerotiniaceae. The record is from RefSeq and is a predicted model, not a curated record. The transcript has a single exon.